UGUGGCGGAACGAAGAACAGAGACUAAGCAAAUCGUACCAAUCACUCGAUUCCUCCAGUGAAUUAUCUCCAUCCAUUUCUCUCCAAUUACUUCUCUUUUUCCACCAAAGCAAACUCCUCUCUUCUUCUCAUCGUCAUAUGUGAUCUCUAAGGAUAUGAUGAGUGUUCUACCAACUCUUCCUCGCAACCUCGCGUUGCAGGUUCCUGAAUGUUCUUUGAAGAAUAAAUCAAAUAAGUUUCUGUAUUCAGGAUGUUCUGGAAUAGAGUUUCCUUUUGGUGGUGUGUUGUCUGUACAGAGAGAAUAUUUUGCCAAUUCUCAUAGAAGCAUUAGAGGUUCUAGGUUUAGUUUUGUUAAAGCCAUAAGCGAUGAUGCAGAUGCUGGCGAGACCGAGGAUGAGAGUCAAGAUAAAGAAACCUCUCAGAGUGAAGAGGGUAGCGGUGGACUAUCUCGGGAUGAUUUGGAAAGGAUUGUUGGUAGGGAUGAUUCAAGUUUUAGUGGUGUAGAUCUUGCUACUCUUAUCAGGAAGAAGUAUGGUCGAUCAUAUGACGUCCAACUGAUAAAGAAGGAAUUCAUGGGCAGGAAUCUACUUGCAAUGAAUGUUAUGUGGAAAUACAUGGAACAGAGAUCAUUUCCAUUGACUGAAGAGGAGUAUAUCUUGCGGCUUGAUGAUGUGGCAAACAAUUUGAAAUGUUGGGGAGCUGUUUCACACAUACGAAAUAGCCUUGAGAAGCUCAAGGAACGACCCCGAAUUGGGAAGGCCGUUAGCAUUUUCAUCGACAUGGAUGAAACCGGUGCUCGCUCUAAUGAGUGGAUUUACAAAUGAGGCUAUCAGAUAACAAUUCUGAAGAGAUUUAAGAGAUGAAUGGCACCAGUGAUUCUGUUCCUCAAAUUGUUCUUCUCAAUGAAUUCAUUCAACUUGUUUCUUGAAGUUGUUCACUUCCCAUAUCCCCCCAACAAUGAAGCCAUACAUAUAUAUAUAUAUAUACACCUUUUAUUUCUUCUCUUGUUUUCUGAACUUCAGUCUCUAUGUAUUCUUAAUUUCACUCUGUAUAUUUUUACAGGUGUUAUUCUGGCAAUGUAGUUAUUUAUUUAUUCAUGU
This is a messenger RNA of Dioscorea cayenensis subsp. rotundata (Guinea yam), 1099 nucleotides long. RefSeq lists its product as uncharacterized. The record is from RefSeq and is a predicted model, not a curated record. NCBI's taxonomy places the organism in Eukaryota, Viridiplantae, Streptophyta, Magnoliopsida, Dioscoreales, Dioscoreaceae. The coding region runs from base 155 to 823 and encodes 222 amino acids. The transcript has 6 exons.